Molecule: messenger RNA, 957 nt
Organism: Drosophila takahashii
Lineage: Eukaryota; Metazoa; Arthropoda; Insecta; Diptera; Drosophilidae
Product: cholesin
Source: RefSeq, a predicted model, not a curated record
GACGGCUUAAACACAUUUUACUUCGUUUUCAAAAGAUUUUUCAAGAUUUCUCUGUAAUAACUUGGUUUUACAAGUUGAUUUUUGACCAACGCACUGCUAAGAUGGCCCGCACCGAGCUGGAUAAGAAGGCCAAGCGGCAGGGCAAGAAACGCAAGCACGAGGUGGCCGGGAACACGGAACAUGCGGCCAGCGACGACGAGGUGGCCAACAAAAGUCUGAUUCUGGAGCCACAGGUGGAGCAACAGGCGGCCGAAACAGAUAAACCCCCCAAGAGGCGGCAAAAAGGCGAUGAAGCACCGGCCACCAAGAAGCGCAGCAAGAAAAACGCGGCGGAGGAGCAGGUGGCCACCAGUGGCGGCGAGGAUGCAACCCCCUCGAAGACUCCAAAGAGAAAACAAGCCCAGGAGGCAAGUAAACCCAUUAAGCAGAAGCGCAGCAAGCAGGAAUCCCAGUCAGAGGACGACGAAGAGGAUUCCCAGCCAACGGAGGAGCAACUAAAGGAGGCCGCCCGUCCGGAAAACGCCAAUGCGGUGGUCACGGUGCGCCAAAAGAAGAAGCAGAAGCACCAGCAGCGCCUGGAGGCCCAGCGCAGUCAGAACUCCAACAAGGAGGCCAAAAUCAACAAGGAAUACCUCGUCAAAUGGAAGGAAUCCCGUGCGGAGUGGAAAUUCAACAAACUCCGGCAGAUUUCCAUCCAACAAACCGCCUUCGAUGAGGAAAAACUCGAGGCGGAGCUAUGGCCCACCGCCCUGGAGUAUUUGGCCAGGUCCCAGGGAGCAGCUCGCUCGAAAAUCAGCCAACUGGCCGAGGAGGUGAUCCAAAAACUGGACAAGGAGGGCGAAAAGCUGGAGGACGAGACGGAAAGGCAGAAACUUAUCGAAUCCACGCGGUAUCAGAGGGCUAGAGAUCUCCUCCAAAGCUUCGAUUAGUUCUAUUACGUUAGUUGUUAAUGUUUUC